This is a messenger RNA of Bombina bombina (fire-bellied toad), 1327 nucleotides long. RefSeq names its product multiple inositol polyphosphate phosphatase 1-like. The record is from RefSeq and is a predicted model, not a curated record. Lineage: Eukaryota; Metazoa; Chordata; Amphibia; Anura; Bombinatoridae. Gene Ontology annotation, molecular function: inositol phosphate phosphatase activity; acid phosphatase activity. The transcript is spliced from 6 exons. The coding region runs from base 272 to 1327 and encodes 351 amino acids.
AGUUGAGGAUGUAUUGUUUGUUUUUCUGGAGAGGUAUCGAUGACUGACACUUGGAAUCUGUUGUGUUGUAUGGGGUGAAGCUUGUUGUGUGACACGGGAGCUAAAAAACACUGCAGAGGCCAGCGAGGUCCUGGUGACUCAGGGCUUCCAACAAGAAGAAUAAAGAAGCUAUAAACUAAUUGUCCUUACAUAAGGUUUUAUGACAAUUGUCAUCUUUGAAAAUCAAUCAGCUUUAAUAAAUAUAUAGCUGUUUUAAAAGAUUAUCACUAGGAUGUUUUUUGUCCCAGUGUCUAGAAGAUGUUUUCCCUUACCUGCACAAAUUAUCCUUAUCUCUGUCACCUGGUUUUGCAGUUCAGGACAAAUCUCUGCACCCCCUGACCCUCCCAAGUUAGCUUCUUACUUUGGGACAAAAACAAGAUAUGAACAAGUGAAUCCAUAUCUCCUUGAAAAUCCAUUGUUAACAAAGAUAAAGCAAGAUCUCCUGCCAGGCACUUGUACCCCUCUUCAAAUAGUUUCUGUAAUCAGGCAUGGUACUAGAUAUCCUACAUCAAAGCAAAUUAAAAAAAUGAAGAAAAUACAUAGUUUAAUUCUGCAACAAAGUGAUAGUCAAUCUAAGCUGGUUAAGGACCUACAGAAGUGGGACAUGUGGUACGAUGAGUGGAUGGAUGGGCAACUGGUGAAGAAAGGUGAAGAGGAUAUGAAAAACCUUGCCUACCGUUUGGCCUCUGUUUUUCCUUCACUCUUCACUGCAGAAAAGUUUAAGACGUGCAGCAUGAAGUUCAUUACCAGUUCCAAACACAGAUGUGUAGACAGCACAAAAUCUUUUGUCAAUGGUCUUGUACACACUUACUUCGGUAUUCCUAAAACUCCAGAAGGCGAACUGGAAGAUUUACCAUGCAAGGAGGUAUUAGUCAAUGAUACAUUAAUGCGUUUUUUUGAUCACUGUGAGAAAUUUGUGGUCGAGGUUGAAGAUAAUGACACAGCAAUGCAUCAGGUUGACAAGUUCAAGGAAAGCCCAGAAAUGAUGAAAGUUGUACACAAGAUUUCUGCUCGCUUAGGCGUUCCUGAAAGUGAGCUAACAGCAGACUUAAUUCAAGUGGCUUUUUUUACCUGCUCGUUCGAACUGGCCAUUAACAAUGUUCCACAUUCUCCUUGGUGUGAUCUGUUUGAUGAGGAAGAUGCCCUAGUCUUAGAGUAUCUCAACGAUUUGAAACAAUACUGGAAACGAGGUUACGGCUAUGACAUUAACAGCCGAUCCAGCUGUAGCCUGUUUCAGCAUAUCUUCAUGCACCUGGACUACGCCGUGUCAGAAAGCAGAAGGGCUUAA